UCCCACGAGUUUCCUCCGUGCCCGCCUGUUUUCUAGCACGGCAUGGAUUCGGUUCGUUCCUCUCGAAUGGAACUGGAUAUCAGCACAAUCCCGCCGUUGUAGUACUUGUACGUCCUUCCAGAACCAGAAGCCCAAUCUAACACAGCCAAGACCAACACACACAGCAAUACAAACACAAACGAUGGCCGGAGAACAAGACAACAACARCAGCAGCAGCAGCAGCAGYAGCAGUGCUUCGGCACCAGCACCGGGACGCCCCCGGUGGGUCGUCUCCCUCGCCCUGGCGGCCCUGGUAGCCUGUUCCGCCUGUAGGGAAUCCGCGGCCUUUUCGUCCCARGGUGCCCUCCCGGCCCRCRCGCGGUCCGCUCCUGCUGCCUCCGUCCUCUUUGCCGAGCCRCCCGAACGCAACAGCGRCGACGAAAGCAGCGAAAACGAGAACGAGAACCAGAACSAGAASGACGCCGAGAAGGACGCCGAGAAGUGGAGGGCCCAGGCCGAGGAGCUCCGCGAGCAGAUCCGCAGGAUGGAGGGRGACCUCCCCGACCGGCCCCUGUCCGACGAACGGGCCGCGGCCCUCGACGCGGCCAAGAAGCUCGCCGAGGAGCAGAGAACCGCCAGGGAGGAACAAGCCUCGCUCCUGGACGGCAAGAGGGUCCUCCUGGUGGGCGCCAACGGCCGGCUGGGAUCGAUGGUCUGCCGGAGGAUCCUCCGGGAGUACCCCGAGAUCGAAGAGGUCGUCGCGAUGGUCCACGUGGUGGGGGAGAACUCRGAGACCUCCCGGGGCUACGGCCGCCUGGCCUACGAGGUCGGCGCCGAGGACGGGAGGGGGAGCAUCGGGCCGGCCUGGUCGGCCGACGACCGGGUGGCGACCUUUGAGUACGACGAGGAGCGGAUGRGCUCGUACAACCUGCAGAAGCUGCGGGUGGUGGAGUGCGAGGUGCGUCUCGGUGUUUGUUCGUUCUGUGUGAGGCGCUGGUGGGUGGCGUUGGUGGGUGGGCUCGGAGGAAGGCCCGGCCAUCGCUGUUCGGUCCCCUCGGUGGCCAUCGCUGGACGGCGGUCCUGUUUUCCAAAAUGCCCCUCUUCUCAAUCCGUCUCUUGUGUUUUUUAUGGUUUCUCUUUUUUCUUUUUCCGGCUUGUUUCGCCCGAAUCGAAUCCGAUACGUUACGUUACGUUACGUUACGUUCCACCAGCUCCUCGAUCCGGUCCAGUGCCGGACCAUCGUGGAGGACUCCCGGGCCGACGUGGUGGUCUGGUGCGCCACCGAUUUCAACGGGAGCACCCCGAGGGCCCUCAGCGGGGGGAGCGGCCCCCUCAGCGGCCUGCCCUUUUUGUUCCGGGCGGUCGCCGACCCCGACAAGGGACGGGUGGAGGUCGAGGGGCUCCGGAACAUGCUGGGGGCCCUCAAAAACUCCAAGCRGGAAGCCAUCCAGAGGAGGCGGCAGAUGACCGCCUUUACGGGGAGGCCGAGGGAGUCCCCCMUGGACGACGCCGGACCACCUGCCGGGCGAGACGAGGCCGAGGGCCCCGGAUCCGAAGCCGAAGCCGCGGGCAUCGACUUUUUGCUCGUCUCGAGCUGCCCGGACGCCCUCGGAAACUUCGAGACCCCCUUUGGAACCUUCCUGGACAUCAAGCGGCAGGGAGAGGACAUGAUUCCGAUGGAAUUCCCCUCCCUCGGCUACUCCGUCCUGCAGUUUGCCACCUUCGAGGACAACUUUGUCGGGGAGGACCUGGAGCUCAAGCUGAUGGUGGUCGAGAACGAGGCCCCCCGCGUGCCUCCCACCGACGGACCGCCGCGAGAGGAGGAGCAGCAGCAACCGCAACCGCAAAAGAGGCAGCGAAAGGUCCGGAGGAUCAACCGCCGGGACGCCGCCCGGGCGGUCGGGGAYGCCCUGGUGGAUCCGGACUACCACAACAAAAAGAUUCAGGUAUGGACGAACGAGGUGGGCAACUAACCGAUUGGAUGCAAGAGAGACCCAAAGGAAAGUACCAGUGACACACGGUGCGAAACAAAGAAAGAAACGAUGGAAUUUGCA
Molecule: messenger RNA, 2033 nt
Organism: Pseudo-nitzschia multistriata
Lineage: Eukaryota; Bacillariophyta; Bacillariophyceae; Bacillariales; Bacillariaceae
Source: the annotation of a GenBank genome assembly